AUGUCAUCAUCCGCUCCAUCCCAAACAAUAGAACACAUAGUCCUCUUCAAAGUCAAAGAAAACACCGACCCCGCUAAAGUCAACACCAUGAUUAGUUCCCUCAACGGUUUGAUCUCACUCGACUCAGUACUCCACAUAACCGCCGGUGCUCUCUACCGCACUAAAUCCUCACCCAUUCCCUUCACUCACAUGCUUCACAGCCGUUACUCCUCUAAAGAAAACCUCAACGCGUAUGCCGUCCACCCUAGCCACGUCAGCGUGGUUAAAGAAUCGGUUCAACCAAACUGUGACGACGUCAUGGCCGUCGAUUGGGUUGCUGAUGAUCUCAUCGGUGGUGAGUCAUUGGUCCCACCUCCGGGGUCAGCGAUUAGAUUGACUUUUUUGAAGUUAAAAGAGGGAUUAGGGGAUGAAGUGAAAGAUGAGAUACUGGGAGUUAUUAGGGAGAUUAAAGGGAAAUUUGAAGGAAUUGAUCAAGUUAGUUUUGGAGAAAAUUUCUCUGCUAGAGCUAAGGGUUAUUCGAUUGCUUCGCUGGCUGUUUUUCCAGGAUUGAGUGAAUUGGAGGCGGUGGAUUCAAAUGAAGAGUUGGUGAAUUUGGAGAAAGCCAAGGUUAGGGAUUAUUUGCAAAGUGUUAUUGUUCUUGAUUAUGUUGUGCCGUCUGCACCAUCUUCUUCCAGUCUUUGA
Messenger RNA from Dovyalis caffra, 681 nucleotides. NCBI's taxonomy places the organism in Eukaryota, Viridiplantae, Streptophyta, Magnoliopsida, Malpighiales, Salicaceae. The record is from the annotation of a GenBank genome assembly.